AUGGUUCUCCUUUCCAUUAGUAAUGGCUUCCUUCUUGCAGUAAUGCAAAUCUUCGUGAAAACUCUCACGGGCAAGACCAUCACCCUCGAGGUUGAGGCCUCUGACACCAUCGAGAAUGUGAAGGCCAAGAUUCAGGAUAAGGAAGGAAUCCCUCCUGAUCAGCAGCGUCUUAUCUUCGCCGGUACGUUUUUUCUUCGCAGUGUUUGUUUAUAUCUCGCAAAAAUUCCCAGUCGUGUUUUCGAUUUUUUUUAA
Cooperia oncophora is the source of this 252-nucleotide messenger RNA. NCBI's taxonomy places the organism in Eukaryota, Metazoa, Nematoda, Chromadorea, Rhabditida, Trichostrongylidae. The record is from the annotation of a GenBank genome assembly.